AUGACCCACUGCUGCUCCCCUUGCUGCCAGCCCACCUGCUGCAGGACCACAUGCUGCAGGACCUCUUGCUUCCAGCCCACCUGCUGUGAGUCCAGCUGCUGCCAGCCCUGCUGCCACCCAACUUGCUGUCCAACCACCUGCUGCAGGACCGCCUGCUGGAAGCCCACCUGUGUGACCACCUGCUGCAGCACACCCUGCUGCCAGCCCACCUGCUGCGUGUCUAGCUGCUGCCAGCCCUGCUGCCGCCCAACUUGCUGUCCAACCAACUGCUGCAGGACCACCUGCUGCCAGCCCACCUGCUGUGAAUCCAGCUGUUGUGGCCAAACCUGCAGCGGGUCUAACUGCUGCCAGCCCAGCUGCUGUGCCCCCGUGUACUGCAGGAGAACCUGCUACCACCCCACAUGCGUCUGCCUGCCUGGCUGUCUAGGCCAGAGCUGUGGAUCCAGCUGCUGCUGCCAGCCCUGCUGCCGCCCAGUCUGCUGCAUGUCCAGCUGUUGCCAACCUUCCUGCCACUGA
Carlito syrichta (Philippine tarsier) is the source of this 516-nucleotide messenger RNA. RefSeq names its product keratin-associated protein 9-2-like. Gene Ontology annotation, cellular component: keratin filament. Lineage: Eukaryota; Metazoa; Chordata; Mammalia; Primates; Tarsiidae. The record is from RefSeq and is a predicted model, not a curated record. The coding region runs from base 1 to 516 and encodes 171 amino acids. The transcript has a single exon.